Molecule: messenger RNA, 540 nt
Organism: Colletotrichum phormii
Lineage: Eukaryota; Fungi; Ascomycota; Sordariomycetes; Glomerellales; Glomerellaceae
Exons: 1
Coding region: 271-513 (80 amino acids)
Source: RefSeq, a predicted model, not a curated record
CUUAUCGGUCGAAGCCGGCGCCCGACCUUAUUACGACGAGCAAUGAGCAUGUUUAAUUCCCUCGACCUGAUCGCUUCAUGCAAGGAGGGAACUUCAGCCGGGCCUUCGGACGAAUCCCCACACUAACCUGACUCUCGCUUGGCUAUCAACACUACUUACUUGACCGCAGAACACAGAAGGUGGCAGAUAUCGAACCCCGCGGCUUCCACGGAUGGUUUUUGAACGACCCCAACUCAACCUCAGCUGCAAUUGAGUCUUGGUAUCAGCCAGAUGAGGAAGGCGUAUGGAGGAAUGGAAAGACAAGUCUCGGGCUCGUUUCCGGUUUCCUUCUAUCACCUGAUGCGCCUUUUUACUUUGGUAGUACUGUUGUCAUUGGACUUCCUGUUAGGGCAUCGUUCCAAGCCGAUUCAGCUCGCUGCAACGGACCGGGCAACUUCUACAGCCCCGAGAAUAGAAGCUCAACAACGACAAGAUGACUUUCAUCAAGAGAGACUGAUCAUGGAGUAUAUAUAGCCAGUUCUCUCGCCAUCAAGGUUCCCC